UCAGAUUAGCACGAAGCCACGAGCCCUUCCCUCGGCUGCUCACACGCACUCUCUCUGUCAAUAUACGUUUCCUUCUCUCUCGGUCUCAAGCAAUGUCUUAUGUGCCACCGCACCUGAGGAACCCUUCUUCUUCUCUCUCUCGAACCUCCAAACCUACCGAAACCUCCGCGGUAACCCUAGACGACACUCAUCGCACCACCAACAACCUUUCCUAUUCCUCCACAAACUCUCAUCUCUCUCAUUCCAACGCCUCUUCCUCUCCUUCUCUCUCUCGUUGGGCCUCCUCCAAUGCCGCCGCCGUGCCUCGGACUCCCUCCGUUCCGGAGCCCGUUUUCCCUCAGUGGAAGCCUUCCGACCGUGUUUUCCGUAUGAAACCUGAACAGAUUGAAGAGGUCCGAUUGCGGCUUAAUGUUGAUGUUACUGUUGCUCCAGACUUGCCUCCUGCACCUGCACCAAUUGAAUCAUUCACAGACAUGGGUCUGCACCAAAGCAUCAUGAAGGAUAUUAGCUUUCAUGAAUAUACUAGGCCCACCUUUAUUCAAGCUCAGGCCAUGCCAGUUGCUCUCAGCGGAAGGGAUCUCCUGGGAUGUGCUGAAACUGGUAGUGGAAAGACUGCUGCUUUCGCUAUUCCUAUGAUUCAGCAUUGCUUGGCUCAACCUCCUGUUCGGCGAGGUGAUGGACCAUUGGCAUUGGUCUUGGCUCCCACAAGAGAGCUUGCCCAACAAAUAGAAAAGGAGGUUAAGGCUUUUAGUAGAUCACUUGAUUCCUUUAGAACUGCGAUAGUUGUGGGUGGAACAAACAUUUCCGAGCAGAGGUCUGAACUUAGAGCAGGAGUAAAUAUAGUGGUUGCCACUCCUGGAAGAUUCAUUCAUCAUUUACAAGAAGGAAACACGUCUCUUUCCAGAAUUUCAUUUGUUGUUUUGGAUGAAGCUGACAGAAUGCUUGACAUGGGAUUUGAACCACAAAUAAGAGAGGUGAUGCAGAAUCUGCCACAAAAGCAUCAAACACUGCUGUUCAGUGCAACCAUGCCUAUGGAGAUUGAAACAUUAGCACAGGAGUAUCUAAAUAAUCCAGUGCAAGUAAAGGUGGGAAAAGUGAGUUGCCCAACAGCAAAUGUUUCUCAGAUUUUGGAGAAGGUUUCUGAAAGUGAGAAGAUUGAUGGGCUUCUGGCUUUACUUGUGGAGGAGGCAUCCCAGGCUGAAAGAUGUGGUCGUCCCUUUCCUUUAACCAUCGUUUUUGUUGAGAGGAAGACAAGGUGCGAUGAAGUUGCGGAAGCUUUGGUAGCUCAAGGUCUGCGUGCAGUUGCUCUUCAUGGUGGCCGCAGUCAAGCUGAAAGAGAGGCUGCCCUUCGUGAUUUUAGGAAUGGUGCUACUAAUAUCUUGGUUGCCACUGAUGUUGCGUCCCGUGGUCUGGAUGUUACAGGAGUUGCCCAUGUUGUUAAUCUCGAUCUUCCAAAGGCAAUGGAAGAUUAUGUACACCGGAUUGGAAGGACGGGGCGUGCAGGAUCAACAGGCCAAGCUACUUCUUUUUAUACUGAUCGUGAUAUGUUCCUUGUGGCUCAUAUAAGGAAAGCAAUUGCUGAUGUUGGAUCUGGGAAUACUGUGGCAUUUGCAACUGGGAAAGUUGCAAGAAGGAAGGAGAGAGAAGCAGCAGCUGCACAGAAAGAAGCUAGGAUUGCAUUGUCCAAUCUCUCAUUGAUGGGGCCGACAUCCUUAAAUAUAGAGGAAAAGUAUAGGUUCAUGAUGAGCCCCUCGAGCAUCAAGACAGAAGGUGCUGCAGAUGAUGCUUGGGAUGACUGAUAUAAAAAGGUCUCCCAUUUGGUACUUCUUGUUACAAAAGAUGGCUAAUGAUCCUAUGUCUAAAGUCUCCAAGAUAGCAAGGUGUUGCUUGGGGUACAAGGUGAUGUCAAUGAUGACGAACUUCUUGUAAGUUUGUUUUUACACAAUUAAUGUAGUUAGCUCAUGUAACUGGGACUAGUUAUUACUUAAUAGAUGUUUUUAAAGUUUGUAGGAUUGGUUUAUGAUGGAUGCAUAUUAUUAUCAUCAUGUUUCACAAAUUGCA
Messenger RNA from Vitis riparia (riverbank grape), 2061 nucleotides. RefSeq names its product DEAD-box ATP-dependent RNA helicase 20-like. The transcript has 15 exons. Bases 93 to 1799 code for a protein of 568 amino acids. NCBI's taxonomy places the organism in Eukaryota, Viridiplantae, Streptophyta, Magnoliopsida, Vitales, Vitaceae. Gene Ontology annotation, molecular function: nucleic acid binding; RNA helicase activity; ATP binding. The record is from RefSeq and is a predicted model, not a curated record.